This is a messenger RNA of Drosophila sulfurigaster albostrigata, 3848 nucleotides long. RefSeq names its product 2-oxoglutarate dehydrogenase complex component E1 (gene Nc73EF). Gene Ontology annotation, cellular component: oxoglutarate dehydrogenase complex; mitochondrion. Gene Ontology annotation, molecular function: thiamine pyrophosphate binding; oxoglutarate dehydrogenase (succinyl-transferring) activity. The coding region runs from base 115 to 3477 and encodes 1120 amino acids. The transcript is spliced from 12 exons. The record is from RefSeq and is a predicted model, not a curated record. Lineage: Eukaryota; Metazoa; Arthropoda; Insecta; Diptera; Drosophilidae. Gene Ontology annotation, biological process: tricarboxylic acid cycle.
UUGAGCUUUCGGUCACGCUACUGGUCACAUUGGCCCGCGGUUGGAAACGCGAGUUGUUGUUGUUCCAGUUGGAAGCGGAGUGUACGAAAGAAUUCGAUUUUGUAAAGCUACAAAAUGCAUAGAGCACACACAGCCUUUAGUCUGGCGUUAUCGCCGAUGGCGCAUAAAAACUUUGCCACAUGGCUGCUCAACAGCAGCAGCAGUCAAAAGCUAAUCAAGGCAACCGCUGCUGCCGCUGUGCGCACCUACAACUCGGCUGCCGCGGAACCCUUCGCCAAUGGCAGCACCGCCACCUACGUGGAGGAGAUGUACAACGCCUGGCUGCGUGAUCCCAGCUCGGUGCAUACUUCAUGGGAUGCUUACUUCCGCAGCAACACGUAUGUGAGUCCACCAAAUUUGGCGCCCGUGCAGGCAAACACGUUGCCAUUGACCGCUUUCAAUUUGGGAGGCGCUGCGAGCGCUGCACCCGACUCGAAGACCAUCGAUGAUCAUCUGGCUGUGCAGGCGAUCAUUCGCAGCUAUCAGUCACGUGGUCAUUUGGCAUCUGAUCUGGAUCCGCUCGGAAUUUUAACACGCGAAAAAACCGUUUGCAAGGAUGGCCUUGCACGUCGUGCUAACGAAGAUGUGCUCAGGCAGCAUUCUGGGUUUUUGUUUGGCGAACAAGACAUGGAACGUCAAUUCAAGCUGCCCAGCACCACAUUUAUUGGCGGUGAUGAGGCUUCGUUGCCACUGAAGGAAAUCCUCAACCGUUUGGAGAACGUCUACUGCAACAAGAUUGGCGUUGAGUUCAUGUUCAUCAACUCGUUGGAGCAGUGCAACUGGAUUCGCAAGCGAUUCGAGACUCCCGGCGUUCUCAACUUCUCGCCCGAGGAGAAGCGUCUGAUUUUGGCCCGUUUGACACGUGCCACCGGUUUUGAGGCCUUCUUGGCCAAGAAAUACUCGUCGGAGAAGCGUUUCGGUCUGGAGGGUUGUGAGAUCAUGAUUCCCGCCUUGAAGGAGAUCAUUGAUGUGUCCACCGAACUGGGCGUUGAGUCCGUUAUUAUGGGCAUGCCACAUCGUGGUCGCCUCAACACUUUGGCCAACGUCUGCCGCAAACCCUUGAACCAGAUCUUCACUCAAUUCGCUGGCCUCGAGGCCGCUGAUGAUGGCUCUGGUGAUGUCAAGUACCAUUUGGGUACAUACAUUGAGCGUUUGAACCGCGUCACAAACAAGAACAUUCGCCUUGCGGUUGUGGCCAAUCCCUCGCAUUUGGAGGCCGUCGAUCCCGUUGUCCAGGGCAAGACACGCGCCGAGCAAUUCUAUCGCGGCGAUCAGGAGGGCAAGAAGGUUAUGUCCAUACUCAUUCACGGCGAUGCCGCCUUCUGCGGCCAAGGUGUUGUCUACGAAACGAUGCACUUGUCGGAUCUGCCCGACUACACCACCCACGGCACCAUUCACGUGGUGGCCAACAACCAAAUUGGCUUCACCACCGAUCCACGUUUCUCGCGCUCCUCGCCCUACUGCACAGACGUCGCUCGCGUCGUCAACGCUCCCAUUUUCCACGUCAACGCCGAUGAUCCAGAGGCUGUGAUGCAUGUGUGCAAGGUGGCUGCUGAGUGGCGUGCCACUUUCCACAAGGAUUGUGUCAUUGAUUUGGUCGGCUAUCGUCGCAACGGUCACAACGAGAUUGAUGAGCCCAUGUUCACGCAACCCCUGAUGUACCAGAAGAUUCGCAAGCACAAGAACUGCUUGGAUCUGUAUGCUGAUAAACUGAUUGCCGAGGGCACCGUUACCGGUGAGGAGGUCAAGUCUGUGGCCGCCAAGUACGAGAACAUUUGCGAGGAGGCCUUUGCGCUGGCCAAGACCGAGACGCACGUCAAGUACAAGGACUGGUUGGACUCGCCCUGGUCUGGUUUCUUUGAGGGCAAGGACCCAUUGAAGGUGGCGCCCACUGGUGUUAAGGAGGAGACACUGAUUCACAUUGGCAACCGUUUCUCGUCGCCACCACCCAACGCUGCUGAAUUCGUUAUCCACAAGGGUUUGAUGCGUGUUCUGGCCGCUCGCAAGACCAUGGUUGAUGAGAAGAUCGCCGAUUGGGCUUUGGGCGAGGCCAUGGCCUUUGGCUCGCUGCUCAAGGAGGGCAUUCACGUGCGUCUCUCCGGUCAGGAUGUCGAGCGUGGCACAUUCUCGCAUCGUCAUCACGUGCUUCACCACCAGCUGGUCGACAAGGCCACAUACAACUCGCUGCAGCACAUGUAUCCCGAUCAGGCUCCCUACUCCGUGUCGAACAGUUCGCUGUCCGAGUACGCUGUCCUGGGCUUUGAGCACGGCUAUUCGAUGACCAACCCCAAUGCCUUGGUGUUGUGGGAGGCGCAGUUCGGUGAUUUCAGCAACACCGCACAGUCGAUCAUCGAUCAGUUCAUCUCCAGCGGCCAGUCGAAAUGGGUGCGUCAAUCCGGUUUGGUUAUGUUGUUGCCCCACGGUAUGGAGGGCAUGGGACCUGAGCACUCGUCGUGCCGCGUUGAGCGUUUCCUGCAAAUGAGCAGCGAUGAUCCCGACUACUUCCCACCCGAGUCGGAUGAGUUUGCCAUCAGGCAGCUGCAUGAUAUCAACUGGAUUGUGGCCAAUUGCACAACGCCAGCGAAUUACUAUCACAUCUUGCGUCGCCAGAUUGCUUUGCCCUUCCGCAAACCUUUGAUCUUGUGCACACCCAAAUCGCUGUUGCGUCACCCGGAGGCCAAGUCGCCGUUCAGCGAGAUGAGCGAGGGCAGCGAGUUCCAGCGCAUCAUCCCCGAUCGCGGACCAGCUGGCGAGAAUCCCAGCAACGUGAAGAAGGUUGUCUUCUGCACGGGUCGCGUCUACUACGAUCUGACCAAGACGCGUGCCGACAAGCAGCUGGAGAAGGAUAUUGCCAUCGUGCGUGUGGAGCAGGUAUCUCCCUUCCCCUUCGAUCUGGUCAAGGAGCAGGCCAAUUUGUACAAGAACGCUGACCUCGUCUGGUCCCAGGAGGAGCACAAGAACCAGGGCUGCUGGUCGUAUGUGCAGCCACGUUUCCUCACCGCGCUGAACCACAGCCGUGACAUCAGCCAAAGCGAUGAACAAUCCACCUUCUCCAAUACAACUACUACUACUACCACUGAUAAUACGAAUACUAAUCAAGAUACCGAUUCCGAAACUGAUUCCGAUCAAAAAUCGAAACCCUGGCUAAGUCGCAUGUUUGCCUCGAAUAAAAGUGACAGUGCAACAACCGGUGGCAGUGCUGCAACUGCAACUGCAACUGGCGAGUUUAAUGCCGCCAAGCAUUUCGAUUUAAAGAAUGUACGCCACGAUUUCAAUAGGCCCGCGGGCGUCGCGGCCGCUCCGGGCGUGCGCCAUGCAAAAACCGGACGUAAAAUUAGCUAUGCUGGACGCGCCUCCAGCGCCUCGACGGCCACCGGAUCGAAGGCCCAGCACAUUCGGGAAUUGAAUGCGCUGUUGAACGAUGCGAUUUCCACCUAAGGAGAAAAGAAGGGAGAAAACGAUCAGCUCAACGGUGUUAUGGAUGGUUGAUGAGUUUUAUGAGAAAUGAAUAUUAAUUAUGAUUAUAUAUGAGUAUAUUUUGUAAUAGAAACGUAACGUAUGCAGAUACGAUCUUUGAUACGAGUUUUUUCGGACGAAAUUGUUAAGUGCAUUGUGUGAAAGUAAUGAAAUGAAAAUAAUGAUGUUAAAUAUUAGUUUAGUGAAAUUGAAUGAGCAACAAAAACAAGAACACGAAAUUGUUUAGUGUUUUUAAACAAUACAAUACAACAACAAACACUACAAUUCACACACAAAACACCCUCCACUCCCCCCUCUACACUCAAAACUCUAGUAGUUUAUAAUAAUAAAAA